AGGUGAAGUUGUGUCCUUUAUAUCAAAUAUGUUUUACAUACGAUAUGUAAUGCUAUACAAGGGAUGUUAGUUUCCUUAUAUAGCAUGUCAAUUGGAUGUAAGCGCUUACAUCCAACUAACAUGCUAGCUAAAGUUACAAACGAUGCUGGUUUUUCGGUGGAUCGAUGCUAGAGGACAUUAAAGACACAAGAUUGCUGUUUCUAAUAUGCUGAUUCGAAUGUGCUAUUGAAGGACGUAUAUUGUCCUUCUACCCUGUUAAACUAUCAGUUCAUUCUUAUUAUUAGUAAUAAUAUCAGUGAAAGCAUGGUUGAUAACCGGUACGCCACAGCCCUGGUCAUCGGCUCCGUGUUGAGCCUUUUGGCCACGGUGUACCUCUCUGUGGCCGUGGGAACGCAACACUGGUAUCAGUACCGCAUCCGACCUGCCCCCUCGAACAAUGCAGCCAAUACCUCAGAACUGGUCAAGGACUUCAUCAAUGGGGACUUCAACGAGAAGAACUACAGUGAAACUAUGUUUCGACUGAAUGGAACUCUAGGUCUGUGGUGGAGGUGCAUCAUGGUGCCCAGUGAGACACACUGGUAUAAAGAACCAAAUCCUAAAAUGGCGAGUCAGUGUGUGAGUUUCACUCUUCCCCAGCAGUUUGCUUCAAAGUACAGAGAACCUGGGAACGAGACCAGUGGGGAGGAUCUGUUCAGGACCUACAUGUGGAGGGGCCAGUUCCUGCUGCCCCUGGUGUCUGUUGCACUGGUGUUCCUGAGCGGCCUGGUGGGUGUGUGUGCCUGCCUCUGCCGCAGCAUCACCCCAACUCUGGGUGUAGGAGUUCUCCAUCUCCUGGCAGGUCUGUGUUCGCUGGGCACGGUGUGCUGUUUCCUCGUGGGCGUGGACCUCCUGCCCCACAACGCGUCACCGUCUGAGGCUGCGGAGGGCGCGCUGGGCUGGUCUCUGUACCUGGCACUCAUCUCCGCCCCACUGCAGAUGAUGGCGGCCGCCCUCUUCUUGUGGGCCGCGCGCAGCCACCGCAAAAGCUACACCCGCAUGACGGCGUACCGCGUGGCCUAGGGACGAGCUCCGCCAGCUCUACCGCCGGUAGGCAGGGAAACCACACGUUAACCCAAGUCUGUGGGUUAACGUGGGUUUUCCCCAAUAAUCUUCAGGGUAAAAAGAAAAUGUUAAUCACUUUGGAUGAAAGCGCAAAAAAAUGCUUUCAAUCCACUCCCGUGUAAUCAAUGAGCGUUGGUUGGAGAGCGCGACAUUGUGUCCCCAUCCCUAAAAAAAAAAAAAAUGUGUGUGUGCUCUUCGCAGGCCCAUGUCAUUGAUUGACAUGGGACUAGAUUCAAAGCGUUUUUUUUGUGGAGCAGAUUUAUUUUGUCUGCUAUUUCACACAUCUUUUUUUUUUAACUGUUCAGCCUUCAACCAAACUCCUAAUUCAGCAUUCUGAUCGUUGCACCCUAGAAGUCUAUAGCCAAUGAUCUUACUUCUUGGUGGCCACAGAGAUAGUUAGAUAAUCAUCACACACGCGGAUGAGUUACUGAAACACAGAUGCUUCCAGUGUCAAAGCACAAGUGUCUUCCUUGUUUUUUGUUUCGCUAACAUCAUAACCCAUUCCUUUCCCGAAGCACAUACUAAAAAAUACUUCACUUUGAUCGUGCAAUUUUAUUUUUAUAGCUGUCUGCCAUUUGUAAAAAGGAGUUUUAUUUCUGUUGCCUUUGUUGGCGUUGCUGUUGCUAGCAUUCACCACAUUGACCUUUGUUUCGUAGAAGAACAUUUGUAUCAACUAUUUAACCUCUCUUAAGUGACAUGCUGUUGCUUAUUUGCAUGAUUUUAGUUUUGAUUAGUUGAUAAUCCCUGAUUUCAGCUGCUGUCACCAUGCAUGCCAUUACUUUGCCUUUAAUCUUGUAACCUCAUUUGUGUCCUUUUUGGAGUGUCUUCACUGAAAUAUAACCACUCUCUUGCCCCCAUUGUCCAUAUUUACAGAUGUUUAUGUUGAUGUUAAAUGGAUACAUUUGUGAGCUAAAGUGACUUAUUAAAAUCUGGUACUUGUCUUAGAAACCAUAGGCUUCAAUGCAGCUUCAACCUCAGUCCUCUGUAUUUUGUACGUUUUUAACAGAUAAUAAUUGAGUGUUGAUUGCGCAUUAAAUAAAAUGAAAAAAUAUUCAUCUUUCUUAUCUUUCAUCAUUCUUUAGAGACUAUUCAUGAAAAGUGACACUUUUUGCCCCUUUUUACUCUGUGGUUAAGCUUUUAAAAUGGGUUAACAAGUUUGCUUAAGAAACUGUAGUUGUAAAUGUAACGCACGAUUAAAGAUAAACAUUUCAUAGGAUGUCAGGACUCAUUUAUGCACACUAAAAUAACUUAAACUAUUUACAAUAGCAGCUUAGGUUCCACCAAGUAAGGGCUGCAGAACUUUUGAAAGAGUUUGGGCUCAGAAAGUUCCGCCAAAAGCAAAGCUGCCAGUUAGUAUUUUGUGUGUUAUGAACCUAUCCUGAUAGCUGAGCUGUGAGGCAGGAUGCUCCUGUCUUGCUGUUUCAACUCUAUCAGGUGGAAACCAUGGCACACGUUCUAUCCUGCCAGUCAGUAAUAAUACAUGCCCACACCUACUAGUCUGAUUUGACCAUACUAUUUAUUCCUUUGUACAGGGUACUUUAAUGUCACUUCCUUUGUAGUUAUUCUAUUCACUUUCACUGUUUUAUUACUUUCCUUUAUAAGCUUUGCAUGAAAGGGUCUGUGUUGGUCCUUUUCUUACACAGUAUUUUGUGGAGGAUACAACAAAGGUGUAAUAAAUGAAGGUAGGAGUUCCAAUCCCAUGGAAUCAAAUGGGGACGUUAUUGUAUCACACGACUAUUGCAUUUUACUAGGGUUGUGCAUAAGGUCCCUUUAGUGAACCCUAUAUCUGGCCAAAUCCUACUUGCUUGCAGCUGUGUAAACCAACCCCUAUUGUUGACUUGCUUGACUCAAUCUAAUGUAGCAGAAAGACCAAUGGUAC
Messenger RNA from Gadus chalcogrammus (walleye pollock), 2980 nucleotides. RefSeq names its product claudin domain-containing protein 1-like. Lineage: Eukaryota; Metazoa; Chordata; Actinopteri; Gadiformes; Gadidae. The transcript is spliced from 5 exons. The record is from RefSeq and is a predicted model, not a curated record. Gene Ontology annotation, cellular component: membrane. Bases 304 to 1059 code for a protein of 251 amino acids.